Molecule: messenger RNA, 3073 nt
Organism: Aspergillus ibericus CBS 121593
Lineage: Eukaryota; Fungi; Ascomycota; Eurotiomycetes; Eurotiales; Aspergillaceae
Product: tethering complex subunit PEP5
Exons: 9
Coding region: 54-2921 (955 amino acids)
Biological process (GO): vesicle-mediated transport; intracellular protein transport; vacuole organization
Cellular component (GO): endosome; HOPS complex
Molecular function (GO): protein-macromolecule adaptor activity; protein binding
Source: RefSeq, a predicted model, not a curated record
UCCCACCCUAUCUACCUAUCUUCGUCGUCGGUCCAUGGGUGGGCCACAUUCAGAUGGCGUUGACAUCAUGGAAAGCGUUCAACUUCUUUGACGUCUCCGCGGUGAAACUCCCGGAGGAGAGCUCCUCGAUCUUCAAUUCUGACAUCCUUUCCCUCUCAACCGGCUCUGCAAACCUCUUUCUCGGAUCCAGCGAUGGCUUUGUCCAUAUCAUCUCGACGAAUUUCAAGCUUGUCCGGUCGUUCAAAGCAUCGGAGACUGGCUCUAUCGCACAUAUCAGGCAAAUAGGAGGGACAUCUCUACUGGUCACAAUCGCGGAAGAUCUCCCCAAUGAGCCGGUCGUGAAGGUCUGGGCUCUCGACAAGCCCGAAAAGAGGACCGGAGCCCCUCGAUGUCUGUCGACAACGUCGGUCCAGAAUGCGAGGCGGAUGUUUCCCGUAUCCGCGUUCGCGGUCCUUGACGAUCUGUCGCAGGUGGCAGUUGGAUUUGCGAAUGGGUCUGUUACAAUAAUUCGUGGUGACCUGAUUCAUGACCGCGGCGCCCGACAGCGUAUCGUGUUCGAAUCAGAGGAACCAAUAACUGGGCUAGAGGUGCAAAGUGGGCCAGUAUCGACUUUGUACAUCUCUACAACGAGUCGCAUUUUGGCUCUGAUCAUCUCGGGUAGAGGACAGGGCCAGCCGGCCCGCGUGCUCGACGAUAUGGGCUGUGCUGUCGGUUGCCUGAGCCUGGACAAAGACACAGGCGAUGUUCUUGUUGCCCGCGAGGAUGCAAUAUAUACAUACGGACCACACGGCCGUGGCCCCAGCUAUGCUUUCGAGAGCCGUAAGGACUUGAUCAAUACAUUCAAGGACUAUGUUGCUCUGGUUUGUCCGCCCAGAGAAUCGGCCUCAAAGCCAGACACAUUGCGAAACAUUGGUGUCAACCAGGCCGAUGAUAUAUUCAAAACGACCACAUUCACCCUGCUUGAUACCGACCUCAAGUUCAUCGCCCACUCCGAGUCUCUCGUGUCUUCCGUGAAGAACAUCUUCAUUGAAUGGGGGGAUCUAUUUCUCCUCACAACUGAUGGAAAGCUCUACCGAUAUCGCGAGAAAAGCCUCCAGCAAAAGCUCGAAAUCCUCUACCAGCGCAACCUCUACAUCUUAGCCAUCAACCUGGCACAGAAAACGGGCGUUGAUACUCUUCAGCAGAACGCAAUUUACCGCAAAUAUGGUGACUUCCUGUACCAAAGAGGCGACUAUGACACGGCGAUGCAGCAAUACCUCAGAGCCAUUGACAACACGGAACCAUCUCAAGUUAUCCGAAAGUACCUUGACACACAGCGCAUACAUAACCUCAUCGAGUACCUUGAAGAGCUCCACGAUCACGACCGAGCUACAGUCGACCAUACCACUCUGCUCCUAAACUGCUACGCAAAGCUGAAAGAUACCGGCAAACUUGAUGCGUUUAUCAAAGCUCCUGGUGAGCUAAAGUUUGACCUGGAAACUGCGAUCGCCAUGUGUAGGCAAGGAGGCUACUACGAGCAGGCCGCGUACUUGGCUACGAAAUACGGGGAGAAUGAUAUGGUCGUUGAUAUUCUCAUUGAGGACUCUAAGAAGUAUGCAGAGGCUGUCGAGUAUAUCUGGAGGUUAGAUCCGGAAUUGGCCUACCAUAAUCUGAUGAAGUAUGCCCGAGUCUUGCUCUCGAACUGCCCCGAGAAAACAACCGAACUCUUCAUCAAGUACUACAAGGGCCAAUAUACUCCGAGGACUGAGGUGGAAGUACCUUCGGUGGAGCCUCAAGCACAACCAACCAGCACUUUACAAAGCCUAGCCUCUUUCCUCCCUCUGCCUCUAAUGAACGCUAGCGCGGGACCAAAGCCAGAGGAAGUCGAAACAGCGCCUCCUGCAGAGGAUAAGGCUACCGAGCCAUCGAUAGAUUAUCAAGUUCCGAAACCGAGGACUGCAUUCUCGGUUUUCGUGGGCCAUCCGGAUGAGUUCAUCUCAUUCCUGGAGGCGCUUAUUCAACAGGAGAACUUGAAAGAGGAUGAAAAGGUAGAUCUUUAUACCACACUCUUCGAGAUGUACCUGGACACUGCUAGUCGGAAAAAGGAUGUUACCGAGAAAGAAGAGUGGGAGGACAAGGCCAAGAGGCUCAUUGAGGGCAAGGAUAUACCAAUCUCGACAUCUAGUGUCCUUUUGCUUUCUGAUCUGUCUGGCUUCCGCGAGGGUUCCACGCUCGUGCGGGAGCAAGAAGGCCUCUUGUCCGACAUCUUUAGGUCCUUUACUUCUGCCAAGGAUACCCAGGGUGCCAUUAAGGCUUUGAAAAGAUAUGGCCCAGAGAAACCUCAACUAUAUGUCGAUGCCCUCACAUACUUUGCCUCCAGCCCCCAAAUUCUGGAAGAAGCUGGAACUGAGCUGGACGCUGUUCUCAAGAAGAUUGAUGAGGGUGGUCUCAUGACACCGCUCCAAGUCAUUCAAACCCUGAGCAACAACGCUGUUGUUACAAUGGGUCGCGUGAAGAAAUACCUCAGCGAGAACAUUGAGCGGGAACGCAAGGAGAUAUCUACGAAUCGCCGCUUGAUAUCCAGUUACAGUACGGAGACAGAGAACAAACGGAAGGAGCUUGAACAACUGGGUAGCAAGCCAGUUGUCUUCCAGGCCCGUCGAUGCAUGUCCUGUGGCGGUGCCCUUGAUCUUCCUACGGUGCAUUUCCUUUGCAAGCAUUCUUUCCACCAACGGUGUUUGAACAGAGUUGAUGAAGAUGCCGAAUGCCCUGUCUGCGCACCGCAGAACUCCACUAUCAAAGCCAUCCGGAAGAGACAGGUCGAAUCUGCAGACCAACACGAUCUGUUCAAGGGUGAGCUGCAACGCUCCAAGGACCGGUUCUCGGUGGUUAGCGAGUUUUUUGGUCGGGGCGUGAUGAGACCACAGAGUACCAUGGAAUGAUGGAACAUGUAAUGAAAUCGGAGAUACCUUUAUGUAGAUACAUUAUUCUGUUUGCCUUCCGUCCACAUUUCCGGUCGCACAAUCGUUGACAAUCCCCGCAAGGCAAAUGCUACCUCAGGCAUCAUCGCUUAUCAGCACGUGCUUUCGCGUCG